This is a messenger RNA of Gastrolobium bilobum, 2345 nucleotides long. Its product is annotated as F-box/LRR-repeat protein 4. Bases 136 to 2016 code for a protein of 626 amino acids. Gene Ontology annotation, biological process: SCF-dependent proteasomal ubiquitin-dependent protein catabolic process. Gene Ontology annotation, cellular component: SCF ubiquitin ligase complex. The transcript is spliced from 8 exons. NCBI's taxonomy places the organism in Eukaryota, Viridiplantae, Streptophyta, Magnoliopsida, Fabales, Fabaceae. The record is from RefSeq and is a predicted model, not a curated record. Gene Ontology annotation, molecular function: protein binding.
GACAGAGAGUAACCGUAUUACCGCAGCAUAGCUUACCGUAGGGAACUGGAUCUACUGCAUUCACCGUCAACCUUAAUCCUCUUUGCAAUCUGAAUCAGAGUUGUUUUUGUUGUUGUUGUUGUUGGAAGUGAUUCGAUGCGAGGCCACGAUUGGAUCAACAACUCUCUUCCCGACGAGUUAAUAAUCGAGAUCUUCCGCCGCCUCGAUUCGAAAUCGAGCCGCGACGCUUGCUCCCUCGUCUGCACCCGCUGGCGCCGCCUCGAGCGUCUAACACGAGCCGCCAUCCGAAUCGGCGCCACCGGUUCCCCUGACCUCUUCGUUCACCUCCUCGCUGCCAGUUUCACCAACGUCACCACCGUCCACAUCGAUGAGCGCCUCUCCAUUUCGCUGCCCUCUCUCCUCGGGAGAAGACGGGGAACCGACAAUACUAAGGCUUCAUCGCAGAUGAAAAAUGGUUCAUCGCACGCUUCAUCGCAGAUGAAGCGUGCGAUGAAGCCGCGUCGUCGUGUGAAUGAGAAAAAUGGUUCUAUCUCUGAGGAGAGCGAACUUAAUUCACUCAGUUUUUCUGAUGCUGGAUUGGCUGCUCUCGCCGAAGGCUUUCCUAAGCUUGAGACGCUCAAGUUAAUCUGGUGUUCUAAUGUCACUAGUGAGGGAUUAACAUCACUGGCUCGGAAAUGCACUUCUUUGAAAGCAUUGGACUUGCAGGGUUGUUAUGUUGGAGAUCAAGGUCUGGCUGCUGUUGGACAGUGUUGCAAGCAACUUGACGAUUUGAAUCUGCGUUUCUGUGAAGGCUUGACUGAUGUGGGUUUGGUUGAAUUAGCCUUAGGCGUGGGAAAAUCAUUAAAAUCCCUUGGUGUAGCAGCUUGUGCCAAAAUAACUGACUUCUCAAUGGAAGCUGUAGGAUCACACUGCAGAUCCCUUGAGACCUUGUCGUUGGACUCUGAGUUCAUCCACGAUCAAGGGGUGUUUGCUGUGGCUCAAGGAUGCCCAUAUUUGAAAGUUCUAAAGCUGCAGUGUAUUAAUCUUACAGAUGAUGCUUUGAAAGCUGUGGGCAGUAGUUGUUUGUCUCUGGAGUUAUUGGCUCUCUAUAGUUUUCAGAGAUUUACUGAUAAGGGUCUGAGUUCUAUAGGGAAUGGAUGUAAGAAGCUAAAGAAUUUGACUUUAAGUGAUUGCUAUUUCCUAAGUGACAAGGGUUUGGAAGCAAUUGCUACUGGCUGCAAGGAACUUACUCAUCUUGAAGUCAAUGGAUGCCACAACAUUGGAACUUUGGGGCUAGAAUCUGUUGGAAAAUCUUGCCAACACCUCUCUGAGUUACAAUUGCUUUACUGCCAAAGAAUUGGUGAUCUUGCCCUUGUUCAGGUUGGACAGGGAUGCAAAUUCUUGCAAGCUCUUCACUUGGUAGAUUGCUCAAACAUUGGAGAUGAAGCCAUGCGUGGUAUAGCUAGUGGCUGCAGGAAUUUAAAGAAACUUCACAUCCGUCGCUGUUAUGAGAUUGGGAACGAGGGGAUCAUUGCUGUUGGCGGGCACUGUAAGUCGCUAACUGAUCUUAGCAUUCGAUUCUGUGAUAGGGUGGGGGAUGAGGCCCUCAUUGCUAUAGCCGAGGGUUGUUCCCUUCAUUAUCUGAACGUUAGUGGCUGCCACCAAAUUGGAGAUGCUGGAGUGAUAGCCAUUGCAAGGGGGUCCCCUCAACUCUGUUAUUUGGACGUUAGUGUGCUGCAUAAUUUGGGUGACAUGGCGAUGGCUGAGUUGGGAGAACACUGUCCAUUGCUUAAAGAAAUAGUACUCUCACACUGCCGUCAAAUAACAGAUGUUGGUCUAGCCCAUCUUGUUAAAAGUUGCACCUUGCUGGAGUCAUGCCACAUGGUUUAUUGCUCUGGUAUAACUUCAGCUGGAGUGGCCACCGUGGUUUCUAGCUGUCCCAACAUAAAAAAGGUCCUUGUUGAGAAAUCGAAGGUUAGCCAGCGGACCAAGCGGAGAGCAGGCCCUGUCAUUUCCUACUUGUGUGUGGACCUUUAGAUCUCCUCCGGAUAUUUGCAUAUCCCCAAGUUUUUUACAGUUUUGUGUUAAUGUAAAUAAAGCUGCGCGCUGUGAAAAUUGACGCAACAGUAGGGUGCAUGGCUGUAUAUGUUUCACUUAAGCAGAACUUUCAGUCCCUUAGUAAAUGAGGUUUUUUCUUGUACAAACUCUCAAAUGAUACGAGAGUCAUGACUUUGUCUUAGGAUUUCGAGAGUGUAGGAACCAAUAGGCUUAGAUAAGUAAGUGUUUAAUGACAGUAACUUGAUUUAUAGAUAGAUGGAGUUGAAAAAAUAUUAUGACUCUGAUGUUGAUGUAAGACAGAAAAUUGU